AUGGCGGAGGCGGACAAGGUACGUCACAUCAUGAAGGACAUUUCCGACCAUUCCUUUCAUAUGCUGCUGUCCAAAAACCCAGACACUCUUUCUCAGGGCAUUGAGCUUUGCCAGAGAUCCGACGAGCUCUGCAGACAGCGUCUGCUCACGCGGCGCCCUCCUGCGUCCGACGAAGUCCUCACAAGCAUGACCACAGCUCCUGAAAUGGACUCCCUGCUUUGCCAGUUAAAAGGGUUCGUCCGUGCUGAGGUCACUCGUCAGCUUUCCCUGCUGUCCUCAGCCACGCCACCACCUUCGAUUUUGCCGGCCAACCUUCUCCAGGUCACCCACGAGCAAGUGUGCGCAGCUCUCCCUUCUGACCGCGAGACUCUGCCUGUGCCGACUCCCGUUGGUUUUCCCGAGUUGACUGCACCUCUCAGCUAUGCCGAGGCUCUCGCGCGGCCACCACCUCCGACCUUUGCGCCAUCCCCACCGGUCGUGCCACUGUGCCCACCUCGCUUCGUUCAGCCUCGGUCUGGCAGCCGCCACACCGAUGCCAACACGCUUUCCCGUUUGACCGUGUCAACCGAAAGCGAUGCCUGCCUCUCUGCCAUUGCCCAAGCCCACUUGAAAGCCCACCUGCGUACCCACACAGGCAAGAAGCCAUAUCAGUGCUCUUCAUGCUCUCAGGGCUUCAAAAAGAGGUAUGGCUUAAAGUGCCACCUGCGCACCCACACAGGUGAGAAGCCAUUUGAGUGCCCUUCAUGCUCUCAGAGCUUUGCACGCAAGUCUACCCUCAAAGUCCACCUGCGCACCCAUACAGGUGAGAAGCCAUAUCAGUGCCCUUCAUGCUCUCAAAGCUUCAAAAUGAGAUAUGACUUAAAGUGCCACCUGCGCACCCACACAGGUGAGAAGCCAUAUCAGUGCCCUUCAUGCUCUCGGGGCUUCAAAAAGAGAUAUGGCUUAAAGCGCCACCUGCGCACCCACACAGGCGAGAAGCCAUUUUAGUGCCCUUCAUGCUCUCAGAACUUCGCACGCAAGUCUAUCCUCAAAGUCCACCUGCGCACCCAUACAGGUGCUCUUUAUGCUCUCAAAGCUUCAAAAAGAGAUAUGACUUAAAGUGCCACCUGCUCACCCACACAGAUGAGAAGCCAUUUGAGUGCCCUUCAUGAUCUCUGAGCUUCUCACAACAGGCCCACCUGAAAGUCCACCUGCACACCCACACAGGUGAGAAGCCAUAUCAGUGCCAUUCAUGCUCUCAGAGCUUCUCCCAAAAGGUCCACCUUGAGACACAUGACGCAAGAAGCCAUUUCAAAGCGCAUUAUGCCUUCAGAGAUUGUCGUUGAAGAAUGCCCCCAAGACACACCAGCUCAUUCAUGCAGGUGACCGGCCGUAUAGUUGUAACGUCUGCUCCAGGUCCCUUACACAGUCUCAACUUGAACAGACAUAAGGGAUCACAGCACCAUGAUACUCUAGGGUAGGUCAAGAUCGAUGUUGAAUGGGAAUCUGAAUUAUAAAUCUACAAAUGUGUAGAAUGUCGCAUAGUGUUCUACUGCAUGAGGUAGCACAAAUGUUUCCAUGUGCUCAUAAAGGGAAGGUUUAACUCGGGCCCAACUCUGAUACAUGUAAAAUGCAGGAACACUUUUCUGAGAUAACUACUGGACCAAUUAUUAGGAAAUUUGUUGCUUUUGAGACAAAAAGAUAAAUUCUAGUGGGUGCUGGAUGCAGAAUCUUGAUUUAAGGCCUUAAUGUUAUAAUAGCAAUUUCAAAGAUUUGAAAAAAAUUGAAACGAGAAGUUAUUAAAUUCGCAGCUCUGCACCUAGAAUAGUUAUCGUAGUUCUGUAAACUGCAUAUGGUAGAUAAUCAAAAGCGGAGAAAUUUGAUGUAUCAAUUUAUAUCUUUCGUCAACUUGUUACA
Dermacentor andersoni is the source of this 1896-nucleotide messenger RNA. The record is from RefSeq and is a predicted model, not a curated record. Lineage: Eukaryota; Metazoa; Arthropoda; Arachnida; Ixodida; Ixodidae.